Molecule: messenger RNA, 3127 nt
Organism: Pollicipes pollicipes
Lineage: Eukaryota; Metazoa; Arthropoda; Thecostraca; Pollicipedomorpha; Pollicipedidae
Product: lysine-specific demethylase 3B-like
Biological process (GO): regulation of transcription by RNA polymerase II
Cellular component (GO): histone deacetylase complex; chromatin
Molecular function (GO): histone H3K9 demethylase activity; chromatin DNA binding; transcription coregulator activity
Source: RefSeq, a predicted model, not a curated record
GGCACGUCGUCGCCGGCGCCCGCCGAUGCGGCUGUCAAGCCGGAGCCGUCCGACACGCGGCCGUACGCGCACAAGGUGAAAAAGGCCUGGCUGCAGCGGCACGCCGGCGCCGGCGGCGACGAUUCGUCGUCGGCGUCGCUCAACGGCGCCGACGCGCCUGACCUGUCCAACGGCAGUGCCGAGGCGACGCCAAAGGCGCCGCCGCGGCCUUCGCCACCGGCCAGCGUGAAGGUGGAGAAGGCCGAGGAGCCGGAGGCGGCGGCGGCGGCGUCGCCGGCGCCGGCCGCGCCCUCGCCGCCGUCGCCGCCACCGGCGGCCGACGUGAAGCCGGCCGUCACCGUCAAUGGCGACGGCGACAGCGACAGCUCGGGCGGCGCGGCGACCAAGCGGAAGCCGACCCCGCGCCGCAAGACGGCCAAGAAGGCGGAGCCGGCGCGCGAGGCGAAGAAGCAGAAGGCGUCGUCCGACGGUAGCGAGACGGACAGCAACAAGGGCAGCGACGGUGAGACGCCGCCCCCGCGCGACCCGCGCAAGGCCGAUGUCAAGGGCAACAAGAAGCGCGGCCGUCGGACCAAGGAGAAGCCGGCGAAGGCGGCCAAGCGCGGUGGCGGUAAGCCGGAGCGGAAGGAGCCGUCGCCGCCCAAGACGGUGACUGCCGACGCGUUCAAGAGGCCGUCGAUCUCGAAACUGAAGAAGUCGGGCGCCAGUUUCGUGCAGGAUCUGUUCUGCUGCCAGCUGUCGUCCAAGCUGCCCAAAUGCCGCGAGUGCCGCAUCCCACAGGGCCAGCGCAACAAGAAGCUGACCAACAUCUACUGCCGCUUCACCGCCUUUCGGCGGCUGCGGUACACCAAGUCGGGCGUGCUGACCGUGGCCGGCUUCUGCGACCCGGAAAAGGACGCCGAGGAGGAGGACAAGCGGCUGUGGCUGCCGGCCGACCGCGACCAGUCGCCGCCGCCGGGCGCCAUGCAGCAGGACGUGGCGCAGCUGCUGCUGGCGCACGUCGGCGGCCAGUUCUGCGAGCUGGUCGGCGGCGAGCAGGAGGCGGCGUGCGCGCACAUGAGCGCCGACAAGACCGUCGCCUGGAAGCGGGUCGUGCAAGGCUGCCGCGAGAUGUGCGACGUGUGCGAGACGACGCUCUUCAACGUGCACUGGGUGUGCUCCAAGUGUGGAUUCGCCGUGUGCAUGGACUGCUACCGCGGCCGCAAGGACGGUACUGCGCAGGCGCGGCCGGAGCCGGGCCGCGAGCGCGACCGCUUCCAGUGGAUGCUGUGCAGCAGCCGACAACCGCACGACCAGCAGCGGCUCAUGCUGACGCAGAUCGUGGCCGGCGACGCGCUGGCCGCGCUGGGCCGGCACGUGCACGAGGCGGCCUGCUGGCCGGCCUGCCGGCCUCCUGCCGGUGUGCGGCGGCGCGCCGCCUCCAGCCGCCGUCCGACGCCGGCGAGGUGGCCAACGGCGCCCGGCACAAGCUCGGGGACUACCAGCCGGGAGAGCAGGGUGACAAGCAGGGCUCAGCCGCUCACCUGGCUCGCCGAGGUGGCGCUCUCCGAUUCGAAGAAGAACUCGGAUGUCUCCAACAGCGAGAGCGAGUCGGAGCCGGACAACGAGAAGGACGUCUCAACGUUACGCAAACUCUUGAUACGCACCAACGACGCCGGCGAGCUGGAGGAGAAGCCGGCGAAAAAGGAGCGGCCGAAGAAGGGCGGCCCGGGUGCCGUCGAUGCGCUGGACCUGCUGGCCAAGGUGUCGCACGCGGCGAGCGAGGCGGCCGGCGCCGAGGACGGCGACGCGCCGCCCCCGCUGGCGCCGCGCGCCAUGUCGCUGAGCGAGUCGGCGCGGCUGUACCCGACCGUGCGCCACGACUGGCUUUGCGACGGCCGGCUGCUGCGCCUGCACGACUCGGCGACGGUCGACGCCGAGCGGCUCUUCCGCGAGCAGUGGCGGCGCGGCCAGCCGGUGCUCUGCUCGGGCGUCGGUGACGCGCUCGACGCGUCCCUGUGGUCGGCCGACGCGUUCGCGCACGACUUCGGCGACGAGCGCCACGACCUGGUGGACUGCGCGACGGGCGCCGUCAGCGGCGGCCGGCUGCUGCGCCGCUUCUGGGAGGGCUUCACGGGCGAGGCGCAGCGUCUCAGGGACGAUGACGGCCGGCCGAUGGUGCUCAGGCUCAAGGACUGGUCGCCCGGCGACGACUUCGCCGACAUGAUGCCGGCGCGUUUCGCCGACCUCACGGCGGCGCUGCCGCUGGCUGAGUACACGCGCCGCGACGGCCGUCUCAACCUGGCCUCCUGCCUGCCCGAGUGCUUCGUGCGGCCCGACCUGGGGCCCAAGCUGUGCGCGACGUACGGCGGCGCGCUGCCCGCCGGCCGCGGCUCUGCCAGCUUGUGCCAGGACGUGGCCGACGCCGUGCACAUCCUGGCGCACGUGGCGGCGCCGGCCGGCGGCGACGCCGACGAGGCGGCCGCGCUGCGCGCCGCCGAAGAGGCCGGCUGCGACCAGCUGACCAAGCGACGCGUCAAGGAUGAGACGCCGGGGGCCCUGUGGCACAUCUACCACGCGGCGGACGCGGACAAGAUCCGUGACCUGCUCACCAAGGUGGCGGCGGAGCGGGGUGAGCAGGCGGCACCGGAUCACGACCCGCUGCACGACCAGACCUGGUACCUGGACGGCCCGUUGCGCCGCCGGCUGCAGCAGGAGUACGGCGUCGAGGGCUACGCGGUGGUGCAGUGCGCCGGCGACGCCCUGCUGGUGCCGGCCGGCGCGCCGCACCAAGUGCGCUGCCUGCACUCGGGCGUUCAGGUCACCGUGGACUUCGUCUCGCCGGAGAGCGUCGGUCGCUGCUUCGAGCUGGCGCAGCGGUGCCGCCUGCGCUGCCCGGAGCACGCCAGCCACGAGGACAAGCUGCAGAUCAAGAACAUCCUGUACCACGCGGUGAAGGAGGCGGUCGGGUGCGUGCUGCGCGCCGGCGCGCCGCCGGCCGGCGCCGGCUAGCGCUGUGAUCUCGGACGGCGGCGGCCGUCGCCGUCGGCUCUACUGGUAUGGCGCGACGGCCCCGCGCCUCGACCGCGUACAAAUGUCCCGGGGCGUCUUUCAGGGCGGCGCCCGCCAACCGCCGGCCCCGCCCGCU